This is a messenger RNA of Chinchilla lanigera (long-tailed chinchilla), 5601 nucleotides long. RefSeq names its product dual oxidase 2 (gene Duox2). Lineage: Eukaryota; Metazoa; Chordata; Mammalia; Rodentia; Chinchillidae. Gene Ontology annotation, molecular function: calcium ion binding; heme binding; peroxidase activity. Gene Ontology annotation, biological process: defense response; superoxide anion generation; response to oxidative stress. Bases 162 to 4496 code for a protein of 1444 amino acids. Gene Ontology annotation, cellular component: NADPH oxidase complex; plasma membrane. The transcript has 32 exons. The record is from RefSeq and is a predicted model, not a curated record.
GGAAAACAGGCUUUCGGACUGGAAUAGAGGCAAGAACCAGAGCAGAGAAGCGAAGGUUCCAAGGGAAGAAGAGUCUCAACUACCAAGCUGCCGGCUCACCUCCACUGCCGGCCCUAGGGGAGUCGCUGUCCUCACUUCCCAGGCCUGGGCUGCGGGUCGGCAUGCUCCGGGCAAGACCAGAGGCACUGGUGCUCCUGGGGCUGCUGCUCACUGGACCCCUGGACCUGGUGGGCGGCCAGGACGCGCCCUCGCUGCCCUGGGAAGUGCAGCGCUACGACGGCUGGUUCAACAAUCUCAGGCAUCACGAGCGUGGCGCUGUGGGCUCGCGGCUGCAGCGCCUCGUGCCGGCCAGCUACGCGGACGGCGUGUACCAGGCCCUGGAGGAGCCGCUGCUGCCCAACCCGCGCCGGCUCAGCGAUGCCGCCACGCGGGGCCCCGCCGGGCUGGCCUCGCUCCGCAACCGCACGGUGCUAGGCGUCUUCUUCGGCUACCACGUGCUCUCGGACGUGGUGAGCGUCGACACCCCCGGCUGCCCCGCCGAGUUCCUCAACAUCCGCAUCCCGCCCGGGGACCCCGUGUUCGACCCCGAGCGGCGCGGGGACGUCGUGCUGCCCUACCAGAGGAGCCGCUGGGACCCCGAGACCGGGCGCAGCCCCAGCACCCCCAGGGACCUGGUGCGGCCGGCUCCCCCUCGCCCAGCCGGCUCCAGCCCCUGCUUGUCUGUCCCCUCUGACCCGCAGAGCAUCGCUAUGUACGAGUGGCUGCCCAGCUUCCUGGGGAAGACACCCCCGAAGUAUGAAGGGUACCGCCCGUUUCUGGACCCCAGCGUCUCCCCGGAGUUCGUGGUGGCCUCUGAGCAGUUCUUGUCCACCAUGGUGCCCCCCGGAGUGUACAUGAGAAACACCAACUGUCAUUUCCGGGAGGUCCUGAGCGAGGAUUCCCGCGGCUCUCCGGCUCUCAGGGUCUGCAACAGCUACUGGAGUCGGGAGAACCCCAAUCUGAACAGUGCCCAGGACGUGGAUGAACUGCUGUUGGGAAUGGCCUCCCAGAUUUCGGAGAGGGAAGACAGAAUAGUGGUUGAAGAUCUCAGGGAUUACUGGCCUGGCCCUGACAAGUACUCCCGCACGGACUACGUGGCCAGCAGCAUCCAACGCGGCCGGGACAUGGGCUUACCCAGCUACAUCCAGGCCCUGCAGGCCCUCGGGCUGGAGCCCCCGAAGAACUGGAGUGACCUCGGCCCCCACGUGGACCCCCAGGUGCUGGAGGCCACCGCCGCCCUGUACAACCAGGAGCUGUCCCGGCUGGAGCUGCUCCUCGGUGGACUCCUGGAGAGCCACGGGGACCAGGCGCCCCUGUUCAGCACCAUCGUUCUCAGCCAGUUUGUGAGGCUUCGGGAUGGCGACCGCUACUGGUUUGAGAACACCAGGAAUGGGCUGUUCUCUGAGGAAGAGAUUUCGGAAAUCAGAAACACCACUCUGCGAGACGUGCUGGUCACUGUCACCGGGGUGGACGCCGGGACCCUGCAGCCCAACGUCUUUGUCUGGCAAGAAGGGGACCCCUGCCUGCAGCCCCGGCAGCUCACCACGGGAGACCUGCCCCCCUGUGUACCCCUCACUGUGCUCGACUACUUCGCGGGCAGCGGUGCGGGGUACGGCCUGAUCAUCGUGGCCCUCUGCUGCUUCCCGCUAGCGAGCCUGGUUGUUGCGGGGGUGAUCGCCCAUUUCCGGAACCGAGAGCGCAAGAGGCUGCAAAGGAAAGGCAAAGACAGUAUGAAGAAGGAAGCAGCCAAAGACGGCGUGAUGGCGAUGGAGUGGCCGGGCCCCAUGGAGAGGAGCUAUCCCGUCACCGUCCAGCUGCUCCCAGACAGGACCCUGCAGGUGCUGGACAGACGUCUGUCCGUGCUCCGUACCGUGCAGCUGCGGCCCCUGCAGCAGGUCCACCUCGUCCUGUCCAGCAAUCGCGGCCGCCGCAGCCUGCUGCUCAAGAUCCCCAAGGAGUACGACCUGGUGCUGCAGUUUAACUCCGAAGAGGAGCGCGGCACCUUCGUGCAGCUGCUGCGGGACCUGUGUGCCUGCUGGACUCUGGGCCUCCACGUGGCUGAGAUGGACGAGAGCCAGCUCCUCAGGGAGGCGGUGACCAAGCAGCAGCGGGGCCGCAUCCUGGAGGUCUUCUUCAGACACCUUUUUGCUCAGGUGCUGGACAUCAACCAGGCGGACGCGGGCAGCCUGCCCCUGGACUCGUCCCGGAAGGUGCGGGAGGCCCUGACGUGCGAGCUAAGCAGGGCUGAGUUUGCCGAGUCCCUGGGCCUGAAGCCCCAGGACAUGUUUGUGGAGUCCAUGUUCUCUCUGGCUGACAAGGACGGCAAUGGCUACCUGUCCUUCCGGGAGUUCCUGGACAUCCUGGUGGUCUUCAUGAAAGGCUCCUCGGAGGAUAAGUCGCGCCUGAUGUUCACCAUGUACGAUCUGGAUGGGAAUGGCUUCCUCUCCAAGGACGAAUUCUUCACCAUGAUGCGGUCCUUCAUCGAGAUCUCCAACAACUGCCUGUCCAAGGCCCAGCUGGCCGAGGUGGUGGAGUCCAUGUUCCGGGAGGCCGGCUUCCAGGACAAGGAGGAGCUGACCUGGGAGGAUUUCCACUUCCUGCUGCGGGACCACGAUAGCGAGCUCCACUUCACGCAGCUCUGCGUCAAAGGGGGAGGCAGAGGUUUCGGAGACGUCUUCAAGCAAAACAGCAACUGUCGGGUCUCAUUCAUCGCUCGGACCCCAGAAGAGCGCUCCAGCCCCCCGGACCUGGCACCCUCUGCCUCAGGGACCCCUGAGCUGGGAGGUUCUGGGCUAAAGAAGAGGUUUGGCAAAAAGGCACUGGGGCCGCCUCCCCGGCUGUACACGGAGGCGCUGCAGGAGAAAAUGCGGCGUGGCUUCGUGGCCCAGAAGGUGCAGGAGUUCAAGCGCUUCGUGGAGAACUACAGACGCCACAUCGUGUGUGCCACCAUCUUCUCGGCCAUCUGCGUGGGCCUCUUCGCGGAGCGAGCCUACUACUACGCCUUCGCCUCACCACCCACGGACAUCGAGGAGACCACGUACGUGGGCAUCAUCUUGUCGCGGGGCACGGCGGCCAGCAUCUCCUUCAUGUUCUCCUACAUCCUGCUCACCAUGUGCCGCAACCUCAUCACCUUCCUGCGGGAGACCUUCCUCAACCACUACAUCCCCUUCGACGCCGCCGUGGACUUCCACCGCUGGAUCGCCAUGGGCGCCGUCCUCCUGGCCAUCUUACACAGUGCCGGCCACGUGGUCAAUUUCUACAUCUUCUCAGUCAGCCCCCCCAGCCUGCUGGCCUGCGUGUUCCCCAACGUCUUUGUGAAUGUCGGGUCCAAGAUUCCCCCGAAGUACUACUGGUGGUUCUUUGAGACCGUUCCAGGUAUGUCAGGGGUGCUGCUGCUGCUGGUCCUGGCCGUCAUGUACGUCUUCGCCUCCCACUACUUCCGCCGCCGCAGCUUCCGGGGCUUCUGGCUGACGCACCACCUCUACGUCGCGCUCUACGCCCUGCUCAUCAUCCAUGGCAGCUUUGCUCUGAUCCAACUGCCCAGUUUCCACAUCUACUUCAUGCCCCCGGUCAUCAUCUACGCGGGGGACAAGCUGGUGAGCCUGAGCCGGAAGAAGGUGGAGAUCGGCGUGGUGAAGGCCGAGCUGCUGCCCUCAGGGGUGACCCACCUGCAGUUCCAGCGGCCCCAGAGCUUCGAGUACAAGUCGGGGCAGUGGGUGCGGAUCGCCUGCCUGGCUCUGGGGACCAAUGAGUACCACCCCUUCACGCUGACCUCCGCGCCCCACGAGGACACGCUCAGCCUGCACAUCCGGGCGGUGGGGCCCUGGACCAUCCGCCUCCGGGAGAUCUAUGCGCCCCCGACAGGCAAAGGCAGUGCCACCUACCCAAAGCUGUACCUCGAUGGGCCCUUUGGAGAGGGGCACCAGGAGUGGCAUCAAUUUGAGGUGUCGGUGCUGGUGGGAGGGGGCAUCGGCGUCACCCCCUUCGCCUCCAUCCUCAAAGACCUGGUCUUCAAGUCAUCCUUGGGCAGCCAGAUGCUCUGUAAAAAGAUCUACUUCAUCUGGGUGACACGGACCCAGCGGCAGUUCGAGUGGCUGGCCGACAUCAUCCGGGAGGUGGAGGAGAACGACCGCCAGGAGCUGGUCUCCGUGCACAUCUACAUCACGCAGCUGGCCGAGAAGUUCGACCUCAGGACCACCAUGCUGUACAUCUGCGAGCGGCACUUCCAGAAGGUGCUGAACCGGAGUCUGUUCACGGGCCUGCGCUCUGUCACCCACUUCGGCCGGCCCCCGUUCGAGGCCUUCUUCAACUCCCUGCAGGAGGUGCACCCGCAGGUCCGCAAGAUUGGCGUGUUCAGCUGCGGCCCCCCGGGCAUGACCAAGAACGUGGAGAAGGCCUGUCAGCUCAUCAACAAGCAGGACCGAGCCCACUUCAUGCACCACUACGAGAACUUCUAGGCCCGCCCUCCCUGCCUGCCGCUUCUGGUUUCCUGCCCUGGCUCUGUGGCCCAUGUUGCUGUCCCUGCUGGCAGUCUCUGCCCCGCGGCCCAUCCACCCUAUGCUUGAGGAGAGAGAGGAGGCCACCACGGCGGGUUGUGGGAAGCCAGGCGGGCGGGGGACAGUUUGCUUGUGACGGCCGUGCAAGUAGAAGUACACAGCACUGGUGUCUUCCCAUGAGUCCCCGUUUCUCUGUUUUGCUUCCUUUUCAAUGUGUUGCUGUGUCAUUCUCCCGAAGGCGGGGAGAGACAGGGCUCUCUGAGCCGGAAUCUUCCCAGGCCCAGCUGGAAGCCCCGCUGCCUCAGUGCAGUCCCUGGGCCUUUCCCCUCCACUCUGAAGGGGGGCAGCCCACCCCAGCCCAAGGAGGACACCAGGGACGGAGGUGCCUCCAGCCCUGAAGUCCCAGUGUCCGCCCUGAUGCCCACUGCCCUGAGGCCCUGGCAAGUCCCUCUCAGAGCCCGCUGGGGCAGUUCCUGGAUCCUGGGGCCUGGGGGCCCCAGCGUCUCUGCCAGAUCCCAAAGCUCUCUCAACACCCGCCCUCCGGAGGAGUUGGGAGAUCAGGACACCUGCCCAGGACACCUGCAGUUCUAACAUUGGAAUUCCCAUCCCAGGAAACUCCUGUCUCCUGGGAAGAUUAGGCCAGGUGAUCACCUUUCCCUGGAGCUACCCUGGGAUGUCCCCUUUAUAUCCCUGAAGACCCUCACUCCCCGUCCCUCACCUGGCUCUUUCCUAGAAGGCUGAGCUGUGUAACGCAUCUUAAAUUGAGGUACACAGAGUGUACAGACCUUAAAGUAACCACGGAGCUCUUACACCACCGCCCAGGCGGGAUGCAAAACCUUCCCACAGUUCCGUGAACCCCACACCCCGCUGCCGAAACUCCCCUUGCAUCCCUUCCUAGCCAGUCUCCCCCCAGCUCCAAGAAGCAGCUAUUAAUGUGACUUCUGUCACUUGGCUGAGUCACCUGAAUGCACACUUUAAGACUGGCCUCUCAUGCCGGGUAUGGUGGCGCACGCCUGUAAUCCCAGCACUCAGGAGGCUGAGACAUGAGGAUCGUUGUGAGUUUGAG